Messenger RNA from Cokeromyces recurvatus, 978 nucleotides. RefSeq names its product SHQ1 protein-domain-containing protein. The transcript is spliced from 4 exons. Gene Ontology annotation, biological process: box H/ACA snoRNP assembly. The coding region runs from base 1 to 978 and encodes 325 amino acids. NCBI's taxonomy places the organism in Eukaryota, Fungi, Mucoromycota, Mucoromycetes, Mucorales, Mucoraceae. Gene Ontology annotation, cellular component: nucleoplasm; cytoplasm. The record is from RefSeq and is a predicted model, not a curated record.
AUGAUUACACCAACAUUUAAAGUAGAUCAAGAUGAUGAUUCAGUCACUAUUGUCAUCCAUACUCCUUAUGUUAGAGUACAAGAUGUAGAUCUAUAUGUAGAAGGCAGUGAAUUUAGAUUUUAUUUACGUCCCUAUUUUUUAAGACUUCAUUUUCCAGGAAAUAUUAUCGAGGACGACAACUCAAAGGCAGUCUACGAUCCCUCUGCUGGUGAAUUUACCAUUCGUGUUUCUAAAGAGACAAAAGGAGAAGAAUUCGCCGAUCUUGACUUGCUUACAAAGCUCUUGGCAAGAACAGGUGAAGCAGAGACUAAAGAUCAACCGAAGAAGCCAAUGAUUGAGGUAAUUGGUAGUAGUUCAACAGCAGACGAUGGAAGGGAAGCAGCAUUAGAAGAAAACGAAAUUCAAGAGGCUAUUGAUUUUAAUUGGGAGAUACCUCAACAGGUACCUAAAUCUGAAGCAUUAUCAAUCACAGCUCGUUAUGGGUUCGAUCAGCAAUAUCAUGGUUAUUUUACGCAUGUUCACGAAACUUUAAAUGAAAUUAAUGAGAUUCAAGACCCAGAGAGGUCAACAUCAGAUAGUGUACGAGAAGAGCGAAUUAACUCAGAAAAUGACCAUUUUGAUGAAGAUCACUACUGUAUGGAUUACAUUCAUAACGAUGAAAUUAAAGAACUGAUAAAAUAUAAAACUAUUUAUGCAAAAGAAUUAAAGCGACUUCAAAAAAUUGCUAAAGCAGCAGAUACAAAAAGUCUUUUAAAGUUUACUACUAAUGAAGAAGCUAUGAUGCGUGACUUACCAAGAAAAGAAUAUCUUUUAUCUUUUGAGAAGAGCGCUUAUCUCGGUUUGGUAGACUUAAUGUUUGCAUACAGUUACAAUCAUCGUAUUACUGAAGGAGAAAAUAACGUAGAAUCUGUGUGGUGUAUAGGUAAAAUAAGUCCUACUUUAUCAUCCUUAGAGGUAAAUAUGACUAUAAAAAAAUGA